Messenger RNA from Mangifera indica (mango), 1735 nucleotides. RefSeq names its product tRNA-dihydrouridine(16/17) synthase [NAD(P)(+)]-like. The record is from RefSeq and is a predicted model, not a curated record. Gene Ontology annotation, molecular function: tRNA dihydrouridine synthase activity; flavin adenine dinucleotide binding. Lineage: Eukaryota; Viridiplantae; Streptophyta; Magnoliopsida; Sapindales; Anacardiaceae. Gene Ontology annotation, biological process: tRNA processing.
AAUGUCGAAGGCAUCUUAGAGUCCUCCAGUAAACCCUAACCAAUGGUAGCGGCGAUGGGUUCCCUCUCAUCAAAUCCCGUCGGCCGCUCAUGAACUUCCAAUCCAAAAUCAUUAGUCCCUGUUCAUCUUCUCCCAACUCUUGUUUCUUCAUUUCCAAACUUCUCAUGGGUGAAACCCUGAACCGGACUUUCCAUUCGGAUACGCCGCAAUACAGCGACGAUGUCCUCUGCUCCGGCAACGACCUACAACAAGAGCAAGAAUCUUCUUUGUCUGACACGUCGUCUUUUAUCUUGGGGUCGCCGAGUCGAUACCUGAGGAGGGGCCGUGUAGAGAGAGCAUGGGCCCAUUGGGCUAAACUAGGUCGGCCCAAGUUGAUCGUUGCCCCGAUGGUUGACAAUUCGGAGCUCCCGUUUCGGAUGCUCUGUAGAAAGUACGGUGCUGAGGCUGCGUAUACGCCCAUGCUGCAUUCACGGAUUUUUAAUGAGACCGAAAAAUAUAGAACUCAAGAAUUCACUACUUGUAAGGAGGAUCGCCCAUUGUUUGUUCAAUUUUGUGCCAAUGAUCCAGACACAUUAUUAGAUGCUGCACGGCGAGUGGAACCUUUUUGUGAUUAUGUUGACAUUAAUUUAGGCUGUCCUCAGCGUAUUGCUAGGCGAGGUAAUUAUGGAGCUUUCCUAAUGGACAACCUUCCUCUGGUAAAGUCACUAGUAGAAAAAUUGGCUCAGAACCUUCAUGUCCCUGUGUCAUGCAAGAUUCGAGUAUUUCCUAAUUUACAAUAUACUAUCAAUUAUGCUAAGAUGCUUGAGGAUGCUGGGUGCUCUCUGUUAGCUGUCCAUGGUCGAACAAGGGAUGAGAAAGAUGGUAAGAAAAUCAGAGCUGACUGGAAUGCCAUAAAGGCGGUUAAAAAUGCGGUUAGAAUCCCUGUCCUUGCAAAUGGAAAUGUACGACACAUGGAUGAUGUGCAAAAUUGUUUGCAAGAGACUGGUUGUGAUGGGGUGCUUUCAGCUGAGUCUCUACUUGAGAAUCCAGCCCUUUUUGCUGGAUUUCGAACUGCUGAAUGGACGGUGGAGUGUGAAGGAAACCAUAAAGAUGGAAAUCUUGAUCAAGCAGAACUAUUGGUGGAGUACUUGGAGCUUUGUGAAAGGUACCCAGUUCCUUGGAGGAUGAUCCGUUCUCAUGUGCACAAAUUGUUGGGGGAAUGGUUCAGGAUUCAGCCCAGCGUCAGAGAGGAUCUAGAUGCCCAACCCAUACUGACCUUUGAAUUUCUUUAUGGGCUCAUAGAUCAACUGAGAGAGUUAGGUGUAAGAAUUCCACUUUAUCAGAAGGAUACUCGUGUCCAAAAAAUUUUAGCAGAUAAUUUGGCCUCCUGAACACACUGUGCAAGUAGUAAAACAAGUUGCAGGUGCCUGCAGUCUUUGUUUUUGGCAAAGGUCACAGUGGGUUUGUUGCUAACUUUGGGAUUCUUUUGGCUCAUUACUUUUCUUUUUUAAAUUACAAUUGUCAACGUGAUUUGAUUAUACUAACUGACAUAUUGGGAAGACAGAAGAAUGAGCAAAGAAGGCUUUGCAUGGUUGUACUUGAUUUGUUAUAUUAGUUUGAUAUUGUUGUAUUAUUAUUAUUAUUAAGGUACAUAUGUAUCAAUUUUGAAGGUAAUAAUUCUUGUAUUAAUACUUUGUUUCAUUAACAAUGACUUUAAACACAGGUACAAAUAUUUUAUCUCUGUGUCAUUAUAUAA